Messenger RNA from Fomitiporia mediterranea MF3/22, 860 nucleotides. RefSeq lists its product as uncharacterized. The transcript has 9 exons. Lineage: Eukaryota; Fungi; Basidiomycota; Agaricomycetes; Hymenochaetales; Hymenochaetaceae. Bases 46 to 714 code for a protein of 222 amino acids. Gene Ontology annotation, cellular component: cytoplasm; nucleus. Gene Ontology annotation, molecular function: protein kinase activator activity. Gene Ontology annotation, biological process: signal transduction; positive regulation of protein phosphorylation; cell division. The record is from RefSeq and is a predicted model, not a curated record.
CCAGCGCCGCCUCCUAUUCAUUCUCUCUCUCCAACUACAUUUGCAAUGUCUUCAUUCUUUGGCCUUGGGAAGACUCGGACCUUCAAGCCGCGCAAGGACGCGCCGGAAGGCACAAAGCAGUACCAGCUGCGUAAAUAUGCUGAAGCAACCCUGGGGUCGGGGAACCUCCGUCAAGCAGUGCUACUCCCGGAAGGCGAGGAUACUAACGAAUGGCUUGCGGUACACACUGUCGACUUCUUUAAUCAUCUGAACAUGUUGUACGGGACGGUGACUGAGUUCUGUACUCCUCAGGAGUGCCCGAUCAUGUCUGCUGGCCCCCGUUAUGAAUACCUUUGGGAAGACGGCGCGAGAUUCAAGCGGCCGACCAAGUUGCCAGCACCGGAUUACGUCGAUGCAUUGAUGAACUGGGCGCAAUCGCUCCUAGACGAUGAAGCUGUCUUUCCCAACAAGAUCGGCAUACCAUUCCCUAAGAACUUUCGUGACACAGUUCGGACGAUCACACGAAGGUUGUUCCGAGUGUAUGCUCAUUUAUACAGCAAUCACUUUGACCAGAUUUGUGCACUCGGGAUCGAAGCGCACUUGAAUACCAGCUACCGUCAUUUCUUCCUAUUCAUCAACGAGUUCGAUCUAGUCGACAAGAAAGAGCUUGCACCACUUGAUGAACUCAACGAAGCGAUCUUAGCUGAGGACAAGCCUUUGCCUUUGCCUCGGUAACCGCAGUUUCUCUUCUUCCUCUUCUCCCUCUUCUCCCCGACUUUUCUAUAUCAUCAACAUUCGACUGGACGUUUAUCCAGCUGUAACGAUACCAUGUACUUUCCCAUCCAUAUCCUGUUGGAGAACAAAUUUUGAUGUAGACGACG